Molecule: messenger RNA, 528 nt
Organism: Didymodactylos carnosus
Lineage: Eukaryota; Metazoa; Rotifera; Eurotatoria; Philodinida; Philodinidae
Source: the annotation of a GenBank genome assembly
AUGGUAGACGUGGUCUCCGUAGUAGUGGUCGUGCUGGUGGUAGAUGUUGAUGUCGUUGAAGUAUCGGUUAUUGUUGUCGUUGAUGUUGUUGAUGUGGAGAUGGUUGAUGCUGUUGUGGAUGUAGUCGGCAUGGUAGACGUGGUCUCUGUAGUAGUGGUCGUUGCAACCGAUGUUGUCGUGGUUGAAGUCGUUAAAGUUGAUUUCGCGGUCGUUGACGUCGGCGUUGUUGUUCCAGUUGUGGUUGAAGUUGUUUGUGCAGUUGUCGUCGUCGACGUGCUGUCUGUAGCAGUGGUCGUUGAGCUACUUUCUGUAGUUGUGGACAUCGAACUGGACUUUGUUGUUGUGUUUGAGAUGGUGUCUCUAGUGGUGAUCGUAGUUGUGGUGACUGAAGUGGACGUUGUUGUUGUAGUUGAAGUUGUUUCCGUAGUCGUACUUGAAGCGAUCAAAGUUGCUUCCACUGACGCGCUGGGUGUGGUGGAUGUUGAUAUUGUUACUCCCACCGAGGUAAUAAAACCUGAAGGAAAAUGA